Messenger RNA from Schistosoma bovis, 6175 nucleotides. NCBI's taxonomy places the organism in Eukaryota, Metazoa, Platyhelminthes, Trematoda, Strigeidida, Schistosomatidae. The record is from the annotation of a GenBank genome assembly.
AAAUAGGUUCGUUACAAUAUGCUUUUCGAAAAGUCAUUAACAUGUGACUUUGAUGAUAUCAAAUCCGAGGAAGUUCUCAUUCUUUUUCCUGUUUUGUAUCAGUCCGGUGACUUAAUGCAAUGCAUUUCAAAAGUUUCAAUGACAUAUAAUCUUCGUCAUCUUCUGGGUAAUCUAAUCAACACUUUGAAUUCCCUUAGAAGUGUGAAAAUCCCUAUACUAUGGGAAGAAACAUGCACCGAAUAUUCUCUGUCUUCCAUUCCUUCAUUUCCUUCCCUCGCUCUAAAUUACGAAUCACAAAAUGCUUUGGGGAAGUUAAAAACACUCAUGCUCCUUAUCAUUCAUUUAUGCAACGAUAAGCCAGAUCCAAAAUGUUCGCUAGAAAGCUGUUGCGAACUCAUGGAAGCUGAAGCUCUGGAAACUGAAGUUUUUAUUAUCUUAUGUUUUAUAUUUCAUGGUCUUUCGAAUUACCACUUAGUUGGGAAGUUCUUUUGUGGUUAUUUGGCUCACUGUAAUACUGUCAAUCACAGUAUUUUACUGAAGUUGGCAGUUAACUUACCCUCUGAUUGGUGGCCUAUAGUCCACGAAUUAUGGAAGCUGGGGAAGUCUCUUACAACCAAAUCCUGCUGUCAGGGUGACAAUUUGCAAGAUAAGGAUGGGAUCCAGCGUAUUCCGCAUACCAAGUCAAACGUUGGAGCCCAUUUAAACCCAUUUUCAUUGUCAUGUCGUAUUCAAACAGUUUUAUUUUACCUGGUAAAAUUAAACCCACACGAUGCCGUUACAGUAGUGGAGAAUUGCAUUACCACCCGUCAGUUUCCAGGCUUAGUUUUGGAUUUACUUUUUGGAUUGAUCAAUAAAGAGGGUUAUACCUUGAAUUUUUUGAAGAGGAUUUUGCUAGACAGUGGACAAGACAUUCGAUCUUGGAUGAGCAAUUUUCUGAAGCUUCCAUCUUCAUCAUGGUACUUGGAUAAGCUAAGCCAUCAUUUUAUAAAAAUCACUUCUUGCCUUAUACCACGUGAUUCUUCAAUUCCUUUGGAUGAUAACACGAUUCUCACUGCGUUAACAUUACUUCGUGUGUUAGCUGCAUUUCGUGGUUUUAUAAAUUACAAUUUCCCACCAGAACUGUCGCAAAAGUUAUUGAUUCUUCUAACACAUCGAACAGUUGUUUCUGAACGUGGCUUACAAUAUAUCAGUUAUUCGCUCGCAUUCUUAAUUGGGUUACGUUCAAGUUUGGCAACAGGAAUAUCUUCAGAUACUAAUGGCGUAAUGCACAAUAAUAGUCGUGUUCCUGCAAAUACAACAGAUAUUGAAAAUACAAUUGUAACUUGGCUCCAACGUUUAAUAGAUGAACAAGAUAUUUUCAAUUCACUAACUCAAUCAUCAUCGUCAUCUUAUCUGCGUAAUUGUAAUCAAUUUUCAAAAACAACGUCGUACAUUGAACCUUUACUGCUUUUAGCUAUCUUAUUUCAUACAAAUCAACCUGGACCAAUUACUGAACUAAUAUCAACUUUACUUGGUCUACGUAUACCAUCACUUGGACGAACUAUCAAUGGAUGGCGUAAAUUAUUUUUCCAAACUGUUUUUACAGAAAAUAUGAUUGCUAAUCAAGUUGCACGAAUUCCAAUUACGCCAAAAUUGAGUCGACAUUUAGUUGGUCACUUACCAACUCAAUGUAUGCUACAAUUACUUAAAUCGCAUGCAUUUGCUAAAAAUAAACUACAUACUAAGAAAUGGAUUAUUGGACAGAUACGUGAAAGUGUACGUCCAAUUCAUCCAUUGCUACCAGAAUUAUUAGAAGCACAUAUUACGCAUUCGUUUACUUCCAAUUCUAACAAUUCAUCAUCAUUGAAUAGUGAUAUCCCCAGUAUUACUAGUAGUAUUAGUAGCAGUACUAUUACUACCAAUCCUACUGCUUCAACAGCUUAUAUCAACUUAUCAUUAAUUUCUGAACAGGAAUUAAUCAAUGAAUUCACAAAUUCUAAAUCUUCUAAUUUGAUUCAAUUUUGUGCACCAGGGAUUCAUUUACAAUCGAAAAUUAAUCAUAAAUCUGUAAAUCGUUUAUAUAUUUCAACUACAGAACAAGAUUUUACUCCGCAAUUAUUAUUCUUAUAUUAUGCAUUUUUUGUUUUCGAUUAUCAGUUCAAUUUACGUUUAACAUCUAAUCGACAUCGUUUACCUAAUGAACCAUCAUGUGUUUAUUCCAAUAAACUAUGGGAUAUUAUACCUAUAACAUAUCUUUUACGAUAUGCUCGUGCACAUUUAUCAGAUUAUCGCUCUCUAUAUCCAAAAUUAUUACAAUUGGUUACAAAUCAUUUUCCGCAUUUAACUAUGGGUGAAAUGAUGAUACAAGAUGAAUUAUUACUUGAUUCAAUAUGGAGAUCUGAACACGAACCUAUUCGUGUUCUUUGUAUUAACAAAGCUGAAACGAAUUUAUCACCGGUGAAUAAUACAACAACAAUCGUAACAUCGAGAGUAAUGACGAACCAAACAAAUUUUGUUUAUCAACAAUCGAAUUAUCCUUUGCCGUUCCGUGAAGAACAAUUAAAUCAAGCAUUUGAACAAGUAAUUUCAAAGCUAUCAAUAUCUAUUGAACAGCCAACAACAUUGAAUAAUCUGUCUGAAAUAUGUCCAUUAUGGAAAAAUCUUAUUUAUAUGAUUAAUCAAUUGAUACAAUCAAUAGAGAUAUUCGGUUUAGAUUGUUUAUUAAAUUUUGGUCCAAUCUUAGCUGAACAAUGUCCAAGACUACUAUUAUUACAAGGUAAUGGUGGAUUUUUAGGCGUCAAUCGUAAAUUUGUACAUUCUAUGGAACUUUUAUGGAGACGUUUACAUUUGAUUAUGCCAAGACGAUUGGAAUUAAUCACUAUGAAUAGAAUACGAUCGUCUAACAAUGAUCCUCCAACAACAUACACAUCAACUGCUAUGACAACAAGUAUAGGUACUACAAAUCCCCUUGACUUAUUUAUUGAAGCUAGCAAUCUCAUCAGUAGUAGACGAAAACCUUUAUGCAGUUUAGAUUUAUGUACAGAUCCAGUUGAAAAUGUUAUGAGUGAAGUAGAUAGAAAAGUUUUUCGAUGUCCGUCACUUCUUCGUUUAUUUCUACGUAUAUUGGAAUCAAGUUUAUUAGCAUCCAGAUCAUAUUGGGCACAUAGACUUGUUGACAGAGUCCAACCUAUACGUGGAACAACCACAAAUUCAACUGUAUAUAAUACCCAAUCAACAACGUCUAUGCCAGCAACAAUGAUGAUGCUUUCUUCAACAAAUAGUGGAACACCAUUAUCUGGUUCUCCUAUUCCUAGUACUAAUGCUGAUUUGUUAAAUCAAGAUACAUCUAGUUCAACCACAAACUAUCCGAAAUUUAUUGGUUCUUCCAAAUUAAUUUCUACUGAUUCUAGCCAACAACAACAACAGGUUAACAGCAUAUCUACCGUUGCCCUAACAACAUCAUCAAUAACUACUUCUCCUACGUCUACAUCAGUAAAUACAACUGUUUCUACUUCUAAUACAUUAUCUUCUGCACAAAUAUUCAAUGAAUCUAAUACAAAUAUUUCUCCUCAAUCAGUAGUACCAAUUAAUAAUGAAGAAUGUGAACGUUUAUGUACAAACAUGUUAUUAACACAAGAUUCAACUAUUAUUCAGUUAUUGCUAGAAUAUUGUUUACCAACAGAAGAUGAAAAGAAACUUGAAUCAGAAAUUAGUAUUCUUCGUGAAAUACGUAUUACAAUUUGUACAUUUAUACAUUCAUUAUUCAUUGCUCAACCUGUACUCGCAGAGAUUAUUGUUUGGCAAGUGAGUGGGGUUUAUUUUCAAAGACUUGUUUAUACGUACAUAUGUAUGUACAUGUUUAUGUGUGCGUACAUAAGUGUAUAAAUAAACGUUUUUCUUAUUGCAUGUAAUAUUCAUAGGUAAUUUAUCGAUUGAAAACCUAUUCAUCAACUUGAUACACCUAGAAGACGUUUGAUUCUUUAUUAAAGUGUACAUUUUUAAUCCCUUUUCUAUACAUUCAAAGAAGUUAAAUAUCAUAAUUCUAAAUAGGUUACUUACAUACAGGGAAAUUUAUUGAUCAAUAGUCAAAGCCAUUUUGAUGAAUAUCUAUUGUUUAUUAUCGGAUUUUGUUGAUAUCUUAGUUGAUAAACGACCCUAUCACAAAUUAAAUUGUUAGAAUCUUCUGUCAUGUAUGUGCCAGUAUCUCCAAUGUCUAAUCUUUUCUGUUACCACUAACACUGUUACUACCUCUGUGCUAAUGGGAUGUGACUCAGUGAAAUAUGUUUAUCGGUUCAAGUUGCUACACUAUAUCACCACAGCGAGAAAAAAACUAUCAAGACAAUGUCGGAGUAGUAAAUGUAGUAGCAGUAUCAGUUUUAAUAGAAAAGAUUAAACAUGGAUGAUUUGAUGCUACAAUUCAUAGGGAAUUCGUUGAACAGAGAAACAUAAGAUAAUUUUAAAAAUUCAAGAUCUUAAAGAAAACUGAAAGUAAAUGUAUCUGUAUCAUUGCAAUGGAUCGUGAGCCAUAUCAUCAAAUAAACGGUGAACAUUUGUUGAUUGUUACUUGUCCCUAAUAUUUUGUUGUCUUUCAUCUCUCAAUUAUGUCAACAUAUCUCUAUAAUAAUGCGAUUCUAUUUACACACCAUGAUGAAGAUUUUUGUGUCUAUUUAGGGUGAUGUGGCUCAAAAAUCAUUGUAAUGUCACAAACGCUUUCACUCUUUAUCUUCCUCUCGAGUAUGAAUUCCAGUAUCCCUCCAUACAUAUCUUUCCAAUGUGUCUUCUCAAACCAUAUUCUCACAAUUAAGUCUUUCUCCUCACCGUUGCUACUACAUUAAUUCGAUCUCCUUCAUUAUUUUCAUCUCGUGCGAAUGCGUUAUGGUAGCCUGGGCCAGUGCAUGUCUGUCAGGCUCUGUGUUGAUUAUGUCUGCCUAUGUGACCACUUUGUAUUAAUAAAGUAAGAGAAUGGAUUAAUUUAGUAGUCUUCUCAUAACGUGAAGGAAAUGCGGAAGAAAUUUCUGAAGAAACUCAGACUACAUUACGGGCCAAAACGUCAGUAAUAUAAAAUAAUAAGCACCGAACAUACUAUUCAAGGAAAUAUAAAUUAGUGAAACAAGAAAAUAUAUGAGGGAUUCCAAAGCUUAGACCCUGAAGGAAGAUAAAGAAUGGAUGCACCUACAUCAUUGUAAAGUAAAGAAGAAGGAUACCUCACAUAUGCUGCAAGUGACGUAAGUUGAAGAACGUUAACUGAGCCUUCUGAAUCCGUUCCGAUAUUUCAUCAGAUAUUAACCCAUCAGGACUGACGAGACUUUCAUGACAAAUAUAGCGGUAGAUGCAUCCAAUUACUCCACUUCCUACUAACUAGAGGGGGAAGACCAAAUUCAGCCGCGAAAUAUAUAUAUUCUAUAAGCAGCCCAGAAGAACGAACGAAAAGCACACAACUCAUGCAUAUAUAUACAAUCUAAAAAUGACCCUGAAAAACGUCACAAAACAGCUUAAUAAAAGAGGGAACCAACCAAUAACACUUAAAGUGCUUCUGAAUAUGAAACACAAAUCGAAGGUAAAAAGUGGGCGCUUUUUGAACGAAGAUGAGGAAUUCAAAUUUCCAUAAUAAAAUCGCAAAAAUGAUAAGUUUACCAAGUGAUUUCUAGGGAUCUACCGUCCCCUACACUACCUAUUAUCAGUUCACACACUGAGCCAAGCCAAUCCUAAGGCAACAUUUUACAUACAUAUAGUUCCCUUUAUCAUUUUAAAAAGAGCAAGAACAAAGAUUCUAGCAGAAUAGCAUGAAUUCAUUUUAUUUCGUAGGUUCUCCUCAGCUGCUUACAACCUGUGAUAUUUAAAAAUCAUAAUUACAUAAUGGGUUUAAACUGCUUACUGAAUACUGUAAAUACAUACCUAAUGUGAAAGAAUAUUCUACAACAAUAAUUGUGACAACAGUUCAAAAGUGGGUUAGAAACAAUUGAUUACAUAAUGAAUAAACAUUGAUGGGAAUAUAGUGAGUAGAGUUCAGUUGAAGGAUAGUUGAAAAAUAAAAUAAAAUCAAUGAUGCAAUGAAUACAAAAGGAAAAAAGAAAAAAAUUUUUAAGGUGCAGUGAAGGAAUAUUUGUCACCAGGGCAAGGAAAGAUUAACCACCGUCUCCUUUUGAAUACAUAGGUCAGGUUUUUGAUGCCUGAUGGCAACGGCUUCAGCAAACUU